Messenger RNA from Larimichthys crocea (large yellow croaker), 3193 nucleotides. Its product is annotated as cyclic AMP receptor-like protein A. The transcript has 13 exons. Gene Ontology annotation, cellular component: plasma membrane. Gene Ontology annotation, biological process: adenylate cyclase-activating G protein-coupled receptor signaling pathway; cell surface receptor signaling pathway. Gene Ontology annotation, molecular function: G protein-coupled receptor activity; cAMP binding. The coding region runs from base 126 to 1178 and encodes 350 amino acids. Lineage: Eukaryota; Metazoa; Chordata; Actinopteri; Sciaenidae. The record is from RefSeq and is a predicted model, not a curated record.
GCCUCUUUUUGUCCCUCCGUGCGCACCGUAGAAACAGGAAGCAGAGCAGAAGCUAAGCUAAGCUAAAGCACAAACAACAACAACAACAACAAACCGUCCUGUAAACAAACCACGUGUGUGUCAGGAUGGGCAGCGAACACACACAGUCAACAAGUAACGAGUCCCGCUGCGUGUUCUUCAACACGGACUCUGAGGAUCACCGAUGCGCGGUGAUAUUAACGGUAAAACGGGCCACAGGAACCUUCUCCUUGGGAGGAUGUGUUUUCAUGCUGUUUGUGAUCUGGCUGCUUCGCAGGUAUCACUCUUUGGCUCAGAAAAUGAUCCUGAGCCUGACUGUAGCUGCCUUCUUUGACAGCGUAGCUUAUGUCAUGGGCGAGUCACAUCCAGGGGGAUCGCUUUGCAACUUCCAGGCCUGGUGGCUAACGUACUUUGACUGGAGUGCCUUGGCCUGGGUUUGCCUCAUCACACUGAACCUGUACCUCAACCUGGUCAGAGAAGUAAGCACCAACAGAUAUGAGAUGUUGUACCAUCUGAUGGCGUGGGGGGUGCCUCUGGUCAUGGCCUCUUUGCCACUGCUGAAGGAUUGCUACGGCCCCGCGGGAGCCUGGUGCUGGAUCACAGAAAAGCACGUAGCCUGGAGAUUUGGGAUAUGGUACGUGCCUCUGUUCAGCCUCAUCUUCCUGAUGAUCUGCUGCUACGCCAGGAUCAUCUGCGUGGCCAACGAGAGGAUGCAGUCAUGGCUGGGAACCUUCAACCCAGAGAGAGAGAGACGAAAGGUUUCCUUGGCGGAGGAGAUCAAGCCGCUGAAGUGGUAUCCCUCCGUUUACCUGCUGGUGUCUAUCUUCCCCCUCAUCAACAGGCUCCAUAAUGCCUUCUACCCACAGGAUCCAUCCUUCCCUCUCACCCUGUUGCACGUCCUGUCAGCACCGCUCCACGGCUUGGCCAAUGCAUUCGUCUUCGGCCUGGAUAGAGAUUGGUGGAGCCUCCUGAGCCCAACCGGCAUGCAGCUGGCUCUGCAGUCGCGGCUGUGUGACAGGACCCGGAUCGGAGAGUACCACCCCGGGGCGGUGCGCUACACACAGGCUGACCUGGUCGACCUCAGCGAUGACGACGACGACGACGACACCAACGUGCUCUUCUACUCUCCUGACAUGACCCUGAAAGACAGAGGGCCCUGAGAGAGAGAGAGACAGAGGGACAGACAGACAGACAGAGAGGAGGGAGAGAGAGACACAAAGAGCUGGAGGAAAAGGAGAAGGAAGGAGGGUCGCAGCCAGGGAGAAAUGCAGCGGAUUAGAAACCGAGGAACAAGAGGUAGGGAGGGGAAUGGAAGGGAAGAUUGGGGGGACAGUCAGGCAGAUAGAAGCCGGAGAUGAGCUGUCAGGUUCCAUUAUUAAUCCCCAUCCUUUACUAUUUAAUAUCCUAAAGUCACACACACACACUCACACACACACACACAUAUUGAACAGAGCUGCAGCUCCCUGCCAUACUGCCAUAUGAGGAAGGAGGGAAGAAAGGAGCGGAUCUUUAAAGAUCCUCCUAAUGUUAAAGGCAUCUGCUGCAUCCCAAAGGUCUUAAAACGAUUUCCCUCUCUGCGCCGCCGCCUUCCUUCUUGAUUCCUGCAGUCUGCGGUGUUUUUUUUUUUUUUUUGGCAUACCACAAAAAAUAAAUAAAUGAAAAAGGAGAAUAUAAAAAAAAUAAAUAAAAAAAAAACAAAGUGCAGCUGAAAGGCAAUCAUAACAGGGUGUUAGUUUAGCAUUUGCAGCAAUUACCUUUUCACUUCUCUGCAGGGGAUGAGGUGAAAAGCGGGCCUUUUCUUUUUUUUUUUUUUUUUUUUUGCAAAAGCACCCCGUGUGUUUGACGUGAAAACAUCUCCAUCCGUGCCGAGAUUGAUCUGGGUACUGAACAAUUUUCUCUCUGAAAGGCGGGAGGAGGUGAGUCCCUCCUUCGUCAGACAGUAUUACUCUUUACAGUUUUUGCACCUUUUUUAAAAAGGUUGUUUUUGUAUUUUUAUGCAAUACUAUUGUUUAUUUUACUGUAUUUAUAUCAGAUCAUUGUACUACUGUAUAUAUUUAAGUGUAUAACUCUAUUUUUGUACGUGCCUCGGACUGGAAAACUGCUUCCAAACAUGCUGCUCGCUCUCUCACGUGACAGUCGAGCCCAACCUCGAUUCAAUUCGCAUACGAUGCCUUAUGAUGUAAAAAAAAAAAAAUGUUGUUUUCAGUCAAACAUCACUCCCACACACACACACACACACACACACUUUCUCUAAGGUGCCUGUCAAAACAGGUCGGGGAAAAAAAGAUGACACAUAACACGGCACCCACGGCAACAGCCUCUGAUGGUUCAUCAUCUCAUGGCCGUCGUGGCUGGCGUUGGAAGGGGACUUGGCUGAGGUGUGAUUGGCAGGAUAAUAGAGUCGCUUUAUAUUCAACCCUCAGCCCCCUGUUUUUGGUUUUCCUCCCCUCCACCCAUAUUUAGGCGGCUUCAUCACUGUCGGUGCGAGCCGCCGGCUGUCAGCCAGUUGAACUAAUGAACCGAAGCUUGACCCUUGUUACCCUUGGAGUUGUUGAACUUUUCUGCUGGGCGUCAAUGACACCACGGUGCAACUUUAGUUUGUCGUUCUCACAGUGAGCCCCAUCACCACCACUGUAUCACACACACACACUCACACACACUUGCACUGUGCCCCUACCCUUCUUUUGGCACUGGUGCUGGUUUGACUUGACUGUGCACUCCAUCAAAUAAAUGAGCAGGAGAGACAUUUCAUAACAAAGCUGAGACUGGGCGUGUUUAUUUCAUUUUCACAUUGAUGCAAUCCCUCAUGCCUCCUGUAAAGUGUGUGUGUGUGUGUGUGUGUGCGUGCGUUUAGACCUGGGCUGCUUAAAUAAUGGAUAUUAAUUAUUGGUCGGACCCUGCUGGCCCCUGCCGUGUCUCCAAAUCUGGUUAACUGGAUUUUGAUUAAUGAAAUGCGCGCUGGCAUGUCCUCCAGAAAAGAACCAGACCUCCACACAGGCUCUCCCACAGACGUUUGAAACGCACCUCCUCCAUAUGAAGAGCCCGGGAAAUAAGCGAAUCUCCCUGUCACGCAAGAAGAAUUAUUAUUCUCCCCUCAUAUCGUCGCAUGCGCCGUAAUUGGAUACAAUUUAACACCCGCGGCCCACGGGCAUGUCGGCAGGCGCACUGCCUACUA